Cetraspora pellucida is the source of this 897-nucleotide messenger RNA. NCBI's taxonomy places the organism in Eukaryota, Fungi, Glomeromycota, Glomeromycetes, Diversisporales, Gigasporaceae. The record is from the annotation of a GenBank genome assembly.
AUGACAACACCCACGAUUUUUUUCGACUCACCAUCUUUAGAAUCCAUUUGCAAUCCCCCCAUUAUUCAACAUCAACAAAAACAAUUACACCAGCGAGUACAACAUUACCAAACUUCGGAAAUUAUAAACACUUUCACUAAUCCUAUUUCCUUCGUUCCUUUGCAUCAACAGCAACAAGUCGGAGUACAGCUCGCUUAUUUUCCUCAAUUUCCUCUCCAGCAGCAAUUUCAAUCCGAGUACAUAUAUAAUCCGACUACCUAUCCUUCGCCUCCUUUGGACGCUUCUAUCGGUCUUCCUUCAACUAGAAUGGCUUCUAACGAUUCCAGUGACCACCAUAACCGAUCAAUUAUUUCUGAUAAUUCUCAAAUGAAUCGCAGUGCAAUUGAAACUGGCUCUUCUGCAUCUGAGACUCCUGGAGCUGCACCUUUUUCAUUCGACCCAUCAAUGAAGUUGCCAUCCGGAUCUAAUACAACUCAACAAAUUGACUACUAUGGUCAACCGCCUGCGAAUUAUAAUGGAAUGCCACCAACUUUUGGUAACACAAUGCCACCUACUCCCCAUGACUAUUCAGCAUCUAUAAAUCCUAUGCAAAACCAAAACGGAAACGUUACACGCACUACGCCACCUCAAUUUCAUCAAAACCAAAACCGACCUCCACCAGUCCCUGCUCCCCAAACAAUGAUGACUACUUUUAGUUCAAAGACGGUUUCCUCUACUCCGAAGAGAUAUAAAUGUAAUAUUUGUCAAAAGAGAUUCACCCGUCCAAGUUCCUUGCAAACUCAUACUUAUAGUCACACGGGUGAGAAACCCUUUAAAUGCCCGGUUGAGGGAUGUGGCCGUCAUUUCUCUGUUGUCAGUAACCUUCGUCGUCAUCAAAAAAUUCAUACAAAAUCAUAG